UAACCAUGGGCGUGUUGUUAGAUUUUCGUAAGCAAAAUAAAUGAAAUCCUGAAUUUGGAUUCCCGUUAAUUGAACAAAUUAUAUUUCAGUUAAACAAGGCGAGUAAAACACAGAAUAAUGAAACUACAUGCAAUAACUUUCGAGUAAAACGACAAACGUUUUUUACGAAGACAAUAAAUGGGUGUAAUAGACAGAAUACGAAACAAUAUGUAAUUUACACACAUCUCUUUCCUCAUUGUUUUCCGUAGGAACUAGUUCUCCGUUUUGUUGAUUACCAUCCAUGUUUUCUGUAACAUUUAGUUCUUUCCGCUCUUGACUAUCAUUUUCUGUAUCCACCAUUUUUGUGUUCAGAUUGUUUCAGAUGGAUUCUCUAUACGUUUUCAGAGGGAGUUACAUGGACCGGAUGUUCGAUACACGUCUUGAAUCACGUGCUUUAUGACAAUGAACUUGAAAUCAUUUUCAAUUGCUAAUCUACUGUUGAAACUCGAAAUAAAUACUGUAACAUACAUACUUAAUUAAUUCGCAUGUGUUCAUUAAAAUUUUCAAUUUUGAAACUCGAUUUUAUGGAAACGUAUAAUAGAUAGAAGUAUGAUUUACUAUUUCUAGUACAAAUUUUAUCAUGUUUAUGUGUUUAUAUAUUUAAUUGAAUCAUUAUUUCUUUCAUUUCAACCGUUUGUUAUUGAACAAAUUUGAUUAAUAAUAAUAAACGAAUAAACUUGAAAAUAAUCUGUCCAAGUGUGUGUCUCGUAAUAAAAAUAUUUUAAAUAAUUUAGCUUUCUUACAGAUUCUCAUAACGUAGGAAUAUUAUAACCUGAACACAAUUCAAAUUUGAUUAAAAUGGCAAUAAACCGAUUUCUAUUGGACUUAAAAAAUUGAUAUGUUUUGGCGGGAAUAAUCUGACAGCUUGAGAAAGGUUAGACGAUACAGGUCCAAUUAAUGUUACUACUGUUGUAUUUUUAAAUUAUCGUCUGUUACAUUUCGAGACUAACAUUAUGUGGUGUACAACUCCCGAAAUUUCAUGGCAUAAUCGUGAUCCAGUUCUGAGUAUUGACGUGCAGGCCGGAAUUUAUGAAACAUCGAAAGGCGAAACGUUUUGGCGCAUUGCAACCGGUGGUGCUGAUUCUCACGUUUUGAUAUGGUAUAUAAUAACAAAUGAAUUUGGAGGUGCAAACGUAAAAUGUGUAGCAGAUUUGGAAAGACAUCAAAAAGCAGUGAAUGUUGUUAGGUUUUCACCUUCUAAAGAAAUUUUGGCUUCUGGUGACGAUGAGUCAACCAUUCUUUUAUGGAAACAAAAGGAGGAUUGUGAGUUCCACAUUAUAUCCGAUGAUGCUGAGAAUAAGGAGCAAUGGAUGUCUUGGAAGGUAUUAAGAGGACAUUUAGAAGAUGUCUAUGAUAUCAGUUGGUCCCCAGACUCUAAUAUGUUAGUCUCAGGUUCUGUAGACAAUACAGCAAUUUUAUGGGAUAUUCAUAAAGGACGUUCUACGGCUAUAUUGACUGAACAUAAAGGUUUUGUGCAAGGAGUAUCUUGGGAUCCUUGCAAUCAAUAUAUAUGUACGAUAAGUACAGAUAGGAUAUGUCGUUUGAUUGACAUAAAUACAAAAAAGACAGUGCAGCGAGUUUAUAAAGCUAAGAUUCCAACACCACCGGAUCAUCCAUUAAAAGAUAAAACAGUGCGUCUGUUUUAUGAUGAUACAUUUAAAUCAUUCUUUAGAAGACUAACAUUUUCAUUAGAUGGAAUGUUAAUUAUUGUACCAUCUGGUAUAAUAGAUCCAUUAGAAACUACAGAGAGAAUAUCCAAUGCAACCAUAGUCUUUUCAAGACACAAUCUAAAAGAGCCACUUAUGCUUCUGCCAUCUUUGGACGAAAGUACCAUAGCUGUAAGAUGUUGUCCCAUUUACUUCGAACUGCAAGAAAAUGGUCCAACUUCUAUGAUUGCAUUACCUUAUAGAAUAGUAUUCGCUGUUGCUACACAGCAUUCUGUAUUCAUAUACGACACGCAACAAAUAUCACCGAUCGCUGUAAUAUCAAAUAUACAUUAUACCAGAUUAACUGACGUUUCAUGGUCAAGUGAUGGUGGAAUUUUGAUAGUAUCUUCAACAGAUGGUUAUUGUUCUAUAAUACGCUUCCAAAAAGGAGAAUUAGGUACAGAGUACAAAGGCGAAUUUAAGACACCGAUGAAACACACAGAUAAUAGUAAUUGUAAAAAAUCAGCAGUAUCGAGUAAGACGAAUGAUGUAACCAAACGUCUAUCGGCCAUUGACAUAGAUAACAAUGCAAUGGAUAUCGAUAUCUCAGUAACCCAAAAGACAGAAGAUCUUAAGGAUUCAGGAAAUGCGGAAGAAGAAAGUAAUAAAUUGAACCAAGUUACAGUUCAAGAGCAGAAGCUAAAUAACCAAACAGAUAUCGAAGAAACUGAAGACAUCAAAUUAAUCUAUAACGACGAGAGUACAAGUAAAGAUGUAAUAGGCAAUACAAAGAACACAUCGAAAGAAUCGGACACACAUUCGACCAUUCCUGCUAAAGUUCCAAGGAGAGUACAGUUAAUUACUCUAUCGAGUCCGAAAGGACAUAAAAAUAAUAGUAUUUAGUAGAUAAAAAGUAAAUGCAAGCAUUAUAUAUACAGUGUAUACAUUAUUUUAUACUAUCAUCUUUUCUAUUUUAUAUACUACGUUACUAUAAUAAAUUA
Nomia melanderi (Alkali bee) is the source of this 2686-nucleotide messenger RNA. It is a transcript of the gene Caf1-105, whose product is annotated as chromatin assembly factor 1, p105 subunit. NCBI's taxonomy places the organism in Eukaryota, Metazoa, Arthropoda, Insecta, Hymenoptera, Halictidae. Gene Ontology annotation, biological process: nucleosome assembly; DNA replication-dependent chromatin assembly. The record is from RefSeq and is a predicted model, not a curated record. Gene Ontology annotation, cellular component: nucleus; CAF-1 complex. Gene Ontology annotation, molecular function: protein binding.